AUGUCUAACCCAAGACCAGGNAACGACAUCCUUCGCAAGCACAAAAUCAUCCCCGAAAAGCCCCCGUCGCCCACCCCCAUGAUCGAGGAAGCCUUGACCGAAGCACGUAGACUUGCCCACGAAAACCGCUUGGAGGGCAAGGAGCUCGAUGAACUGGCUGAGCUGGAGGAUGAAGAAGAUGAAGACUUUCUCGAGUUCUACCGGUAA
Molecule: messenger RNA, 207 nt
Organism: Aureobasidium uvarum
Lineage: Eukaryota; Fungi; Ascomycota; Dothideomycetes; Dothideales; Saccotheciaceae
Source: the annotation of a GenBank genome assembly